Molecule: messenger RNA, 1640 nt
Organism: Lineus longissimus
Lineage: Eukaryota; Metazoa; Nemertea; Pilidiophora; Heteronemertea; Lineidae
Product: small ribosomal subunit protein uS5m-like
Exons: 11
Coding region: 2-1279 (425 amino acids)
Biological process (GO): translation
Cellular component (GO): ribosome
Molecular function (GO): structural constituent of ribosome; RNA binding
Source: RefSeq, a predicted model, not a curated record
GAUGGCAGCGCCCUUGCGAAUGCUGGCCGCUCGGCGUGCGGUUGUUUUUCACGCAAUAAAACUAGAUUUUCCUCAUUGUAAUAGCUCGUUACGGACUGCCUCUAGUAUCUACACAGUCACAUCCAAACAGAAUGAACUGGCUGUAUCAGCGCAGCAAGUUCGGUACAACAGUUUCUUCAAUAAACUUCCUGGUGAUGACUUAUGGGCUGGCGUGAUGGGCCUUAGUAAUGCUGGUAGGAAGAAAGGUCGUGGUAAGAGAGGCGGUGGAGCAAGGAGGAAGACCGACCUCAACCGAGGUCAGAUCAUUGGAGUGGGUCGCUCUAACAUGGUGUGGCCAGGUUUGAAUGCACCAGUAAUGAAAGGCAGAGAGAUGGUAAAGCAGAAGCAGUUACCCACCAAUCCAGAUUUUGAGAGUGAUUUGGUGAAGUUCCGGGAGAAGAUGCAGACGAGAAGAAAAUUCUCUGUACCUACGCUGCAGAGAGGAUAUGCCGGUUCAAGAUGGCCCGGAAUGAGUAUUGGAGCUCCAGACCCUGUAGGAGAUUAUACAUUUGAGGGCUUUGAUACCAGAGUAUUGGAGUUUAAAAUGGUGUCCAACAUGACUGGUACACUGGGACGUAAAUCCCGGUUCAGUGCAUUUGUUGUGACUGGCAACAAAAAUGGCCUAGCUGGAUAUGGUCUGGCCAGAUCUCCUAAUGGACAAGCUGCUCUACGAAAGGCAAAGAAUAAAGCGGCUCAGCGACUGCAAUACAUUGAACUCUACAAUGGACACACAGUGUUCCACAACAUGUAUACCAAAUUCUUUUUCACCGCGAUCUUCAUCAACAAAAAGCAGCAAGGAUACGGCAUCAAGUCUCAUCGAGUUCUGAAGACCAUUUGCGAUGUGAUGGGUAUCAAAGAUUUGCAUUGUAAAGUUGAGGGAUCGACGAAGAAUGUGCAGAAUAUGACAAAAGCAUUCUUCAAUGCACUAGCUACUCAGGAAACACAUAAAGAACUUGCCGAGAGACAGCAACUCCACGUUGUGGAACUUAGGAAUGAAAUGGACAACCUACCGGUUGUGCUUGCAUCGCCUUCGUCAGGAAAGACACGGUCGAUUGGCCGAGAUGAGGAUCUGGACUUUAAUAGACUUUAUUACGGAGGAAAAGUGCCUUAUAUAAAGCCAAAGCCUCGGCCGUUUUAUGAAAAGUUGAGGUCAUGGCGAAAUUGGAAAAAGAAGGAAUUGUGGAAAUCACGUAACCAGGCCAAAUGUCAAAUAGUUCGCCUUGCUGGGUCUGAAGUGUAAAGAGUAUGCAACUGAUAGUGGUAAUUUGUUGACUGGACAAUACCCUGUGUGCUCAAAUAAGCCAGCCAUUGACAACUUUAUCUAGGCUGUUACGCUAGAAGAUUGUAUGGGGGGUCUCGGAUUCAGGAUCAGACCAUCCGAUGAAGUUCAUAUAGUAAACAUCUUUCAAUGAGUCGAUUGCCAUGGGUGAUGGGACCUCCGGCCUGUGGAAGAUGUAGAAUGGUUUGUUGUGAUUGUUGUAGAUCUGCACACCAGAGAUGUUAAUUGGCCACUAAAAGAAUGUAGCCAAAAAUGGCUUUGUUUUGUAUCACAGUGAGACAAAUGAGCUGAGAUUAACGAUAUUUGAUUUGCAUUUCGUUUU